Messenger RNA from Cornus florida, 1632 nucleotides. RefSeq lists its product as uncharacterized. The record is from RefSeq and is a predicted model, not a curated record. The annotation marks the transcript as partial. Lineage: Eukaryota; Viridiplantae; Streptophyta; Magnoliopsida; Cornales; Cornaceae. The transcript has 3 exons.
AACAUAGCUAAGACGGGGUCGCUCUGUUGUGUGGCUGCAAGGCCACAUGGAUCUAAUGCAGCUAGCAGGGAGUGGUCCAUGGGUCCCCCUGAGCCCUAUUGGCGAACUAAUACAAGCUUUUCACCUCCCCCAUCGAGAUGGGAUUUCCGGUUCCAGUCUGAAGGGCUAUCAUUUGGGUCUCAUGAUGGUGUUCAAUUGUAUGGGUCUUCUACAUCAUCAAACAGUAGGGAAAGUAGGAGCUGGGCGAGGGGAACUCAUCUUCCCAACCAUCAAUAUUCUACACCUGAUGGUGCUGGGCCAUAUUUUAGUAGUCCAUCGGACAUCUCUCCUGCCCAACAGUGGACUCCCCCAGCAAUACAAGAAAUCAGUGUUGAUGAUUAUGGAACUUCAUCAAGACGAGUUUUGGGGUCAUUAUCCUUUUCACCAACUGUAGAGGGAUCGGUGGCUCAAGACAGUGGGGGCUCUACUUCAUCUCAAUCAGACAGUAGCGAGUAUGAGCCUGUGGUGAAGUCACACUCUUCUCAUCGUAGCUUCUCAAGUCGCCGCUGCUUUAUGUCUAAACCCAUCCACCCUGUGUCUUUUCCACCUGAAACACCUACAAGAGAAUCUGCGGAUGCCACUAUUGCUGGGUUUUCAGAGUAUGAUACUGCCACUCCACAAAGAGAGGUGCACCGUUUGAGCAGUGCUAGUGGUAGUAUUGAUUUUGCUGACGUUGCCGAGUCAUUUGAAUCUGACUUUUACAGUCGUUCAUGUAAUCCAUCAGAGGGUUUUAAAUGUGGAUUGUGUGAGAGGUUUCUUUCGCAAAGGUCACCAUGGGGUUCUCGUCGAAUUGUGAGAAGUGGAGACUUGCCGGUUGCUGGAGUUCUUUCAUGCCAGCAUGUUUUCCAUGCGGAAUGCUUGGACCAAGCAACACCAAAAACGCGUAAAAGUGACCCACCUUGCCCUCUCUGUGUACGAUCGGAGGAAGAAAAUUCCCCAGAGCAGCCAGUGUUUUCCAAGUUGAGGAAUGGUUUCCCUAGGCUCAGACCUUUUUGUGAGGAUGGACCAUCAAAGCCGUGGGGAUGCGCACAUGCAGGUGAUUGUGUUGAAGGGGCUUUGCAUGCGCCCCCUCGCAACACUAUGUUGUUACUCAACCGGAAUCGCAUUAAAAAGAAUCUUUCCUUGAAGGGUAAAUCAGGCAAGGAAUUUCCCGGUAAAUUGAAGAAAAGUGGCUCAUAUUCGUCGCAGCUGUUAAUUGGAAGGUCUGUUGAUCAUGGAGCAGUUGGGUCUUCGAAGACAACAGCAGGACCUAAUAUGAAGUGAAGCUGGAAAUUGUGUACAUAUCUGGAGACAUUUUCUAAUGGAGGUAAUGGUCUUUCCUUCUUGUUUUCUAAUUGAUUGUGUCUCUCUCACUUAGAUGAUCUGAUUUUUGAUUAAUCAGAUUGUAUGAUUGUGAUCUGCGUUGUUUGUAGUUUUAAUUUAGUGGGAAAUGUCGGUUGAAAUUACAGGCCACCGAGAUAAAUUAUUCCAUGUUUUGCAUUUUUGUUCCAGCCAUUUUGGUUUUUGAUGCCAAAUGAAAGCGCAUUAAGCCCUAGUUUUUUCAUGCUGGAAUUUGAAAUCUUGAAGAUAUGUUGCUAAGAUGGUUUUGACUCA